GCAAGCAAGCAGCAGCAGCAGCGCACUGGCGAAGAACGAAGUGGAGAACAAAAAUUUCGGUACUGUGUGUAGUUUCUCAUCAUCCGCAGACAAAUCCUUUUUUCCUGACGGAAAAUCCAACCGAAAAACAUCUCAACGCAGCGGUAAACGUUGACAGAACUGCGGCGCAAUAAGUUCCAACCCCGGCGAGGCCAAUUGUGUGGCGAAUUUCGCACGUUAUUCCGAUUCAAUUUGUCGUUUAGCGCGAGUGCGGCGGCGGAAGAAAAAAAAACGAGUGCUGUGUACUGUUCGCAAAACCAUCCUGUCGAGCGUGAGACAAAUCGACCAGCAGCAGUGAAGCAGACGAAGAAGGCGGCGCACCGUCCCGGUUUCAUUGUGGUGACAAAUAGGAAGUGAAAAGGGUUUCCGUAGCAAUCGCAAGCCAGCCAGCCGGACAAGUUCUUUCCAUCAAACGGCGCAGUAACUACACUCCUUAACAGGCUGUCCUUGGGAAAUGGUAAUGGAAGCACAACCAUCGCCGCAAAGCGUUGGCCGCGAAUUCGUGCGCCAAUAUUACACCUUGCUGAAUAAGGCACCGGAUCAUCUGCACCGUUUCUACAACAAUUCAUCCAGCUUCGUCCAUGGUGGGCUGGACUCGAAGAACCAGGAGGCGACGCUCGUCAUCGGCCAGGUUCAAAUUCAUAACAAGAUUCAGCAAAUGAACUUCCGCGAUUGUCAUGCCAAGAUCAGCCAGGUGGACUCGCAGGCGACCCUUGGCAACGGCGUGGUGGUGCAGGUGACGGGUGAGCUGUCCAACGAUGGCCAACCGAUGCGUCGCUUCACCCAGACGUUCGUGCUGGCUGCUCAAUCGCCGAAGAAGUACUACGUCCAUAAUGACAUCUUCCGCUACCAGGACGUGUACUCCGAUGACGAGUUGGAUGAGAAUGAACGUUCCGGCGGCGAGGACGAUGCUGACGCUGACAACACCGCUACCGUGGAUAACCCGAACAUCCCUGCCAACGUGGUUACUCCCAGUGGAACCGCUCCCAUUCUUGGUCACCAACCGCAGCAACCGGCACCUCAACAACAGCAGCAGCAACAACAGCAGCAACAGCUGUACUACCCGCCAGGGGUCGUCAGCGCUCCUGCUGGUCUGAUUCCGAACUACGGCCAACCGCAACAACCCCAACAGCAACCCCAGCAACAGCUCAACGGAGUUCACGAUGAUCUGCUGAAGCCCGUUCCUCCCCAAACCGCUAGCCACAUGCUGCAAUCCUCCUCCGGUCAUCCCUCGGUUGGGCAAACCGUGCCGCUUCAGCCCAAUGCAAUCUUGCAGCAAGUUCCCGGCUUGACGAACGCCAUUCCAACGGUCGAUUCAAUUCAGCAUCUUUCCCAACAACAACAACAGCAGCAACAUGUUCAACAAACUCCCCAGCAAUACCAACCGCAACCCGUUCCACAACAAUUGCCCACCCAGACAGCGCCCCAACAGCAGCAGCAGCAGCAGCAGCAACCGUCAGCUACGCAGGUACAACUGUCGGAUCCGGAACCAAGCCUGUCGAUGAGCGAACUGGACACCGUUUUGCCCUCUGUAAACGAUCCAACACCGGCGGAAGCAAGUGACUCCCACGACCAUCACCAUCAUCACGGUGGACACGGUUCUUCCGAUCUGUCUGACCCGCAUCAGUCCACGGUACAGCCCCUACAACAGCAGCAGCAGCUUUCGAACGAACCUAAAACGUACGCUAAUUUGGUGAAAUCCGGCGGGGCCGGUGUUGGAACAGGACCGCUCAGCUUCGCUUCAAUCUCCUCUCAUCACCAGCAGCAGCAGCAGACAACGUCUACGCAGCAGCCACCUAAACUAGGAGGAAGCUAUAUGGGAUCCUCAGUUGGCCGCCAGACUGUCAUGUCUCCUCCGCCAUCCUCUGGACUGCAAAGUUCUAUCACCAGCGGUGGCCCUGGAGGUGGUGGUUCCGGUGCAGGCAGCAACCUUGGCGGACUUGGCGUCAAUAAAUACGACCGUCAAUCCCAGCAGCAGCAGCAACAACAACAGCAGCAAGAUUUGGGGGGUGGCCAGAAUGCGCCGAUGCCGCAACGCGUUUCAAACCAGCAGCGACCAAUUCGCAGCAAUGGAGGACCACCGUCCAGCAGUGGACCGAACUCCUUCAAACCCCAGCAGGAUGGUCGCCCGAGCUAUCAGCGCAGCUACAACAACGAUAAUGAAGAUCGUCGUCAGAACAGCAGCGCUCAGUUUGGUGACAACCAUCAGCUUUUCCUGGGCAACAUUCCACACCACGCAACCGAGGAGGAGCUGAAGACGCUGUUCAGCAGGUACGGCACCGUCAUUGAUCUACGCAUUCACUCAAAGGCGGGCCAGAAAAUGCCGGGCGUGCGGGCUCCCCCGAAUUACGGUUUCCUAACCUACGAAGAUCCUGCUUCGGUGCAAAAUUGUCUGUCUAAUAUGCCGUUGUACUUCCCGGAGAAUUCGCCCGAUGGUCAGAAGUUGAACGUGGAGGAGAAGAAGACGCGAAUGCGCGGCCCAGGUGAGACGGGCGGUCGUAUCGGAAGCAACGGAAACGGAGGCAGCGGUGGUCCCCGGGGCGGUCCGGGUGGUCCCGGUAGCCAGCAACGGGGUGGUCCCGGUGGCCCACCGGGCAGCAACAUGAACCGCGGCGGAUCUGGUCAGCGCGGUUUGGGCGGCGGUGUCGGUGGAGGCAGCGGACGCGGCGGAUAUCAGCGCUCCGACAGGGGUAGCGUGUCCGGAGGUGGUGGUGGCGGUGGCGGCCGGUCCGGAAAUGGAAACUACCAUCAGUUGAACCGCUAAACUUAGCAGCUUUUUCGGUAGAAGAGCUCACAGAAACCACACAUACACACUUAGCCAGAUACACACACACACACAAACGGAUACAUUAAGGAUGAUCUAUGCGUCGGAAGCCGACAGCAGCAGUACUAUUCAAUGUGUGAAUACAAAACUUUAUCGCGGAGAGCAGGCGGAGGAACGCGAAAAAUUUACACUGUAUAAUUAACAGGAAACGACUUAAGCAGAGCAUAGAUGGAAAAAUCAACCAAUUUAAUCAAUGUGACAUUAACUUAGAGCAAACAAAUAAAGUAAUCGUUUUAGAACAUCGCGUGACGCAUUUCAUAACCGGUUUGGAACGAAACUCAAACACAAUAAUUUCUACUUAGAAACAAAGUAAACAAAAAGAAAAAAAAAUAUGCCAGAAAAAAAAAGAGACAAAUGAACGUGUGACUUAGUAUGUACACUACUAGGCAAUAUUUAGCACUUUUUGAAAAAAAGCAAGCGCUGAUACCAGAUAGAUUCUUUGAAAUUAAUAAGAGAGAAAAACUGCUUUAAAAGAAAAUACGAAAAUUAACUAUGAGAAAACUACCAUUUACUUCAUGUAAUCGUAUUUUAUUUAAGGUACAUCAUAGUGAAACAGUUAAACAUAUUCCAAAUCAGAAAAAAGGAACAAUAUUUGUAAACCUUUACUCUACCCGAACGGCUUAACCGUGGGUUGGAUAAAUAAUCGAAAAAGAUGCGACACAGCCGAGAAAAAAAAUCACACACAUACAAACAUUUACACAAACACACAGCUGAAGCAGUUCCAGUCUGUAUUUGCCAAAUACACUAUAAAACUCUCUCUUAAAAAACUCCUUAAUCCAUUUAAUUUAGCCUUGAUUGCCUGUUUAUUACCUUCUCGCUCUAACCACAAAGACACACACACACACACACACCAAACACACACACCAAACACACAAUUAGACUGUGUUCUUUUUCUCUGCAAACAAUGCAAUCCAACCAACAUAAUCAAGCGCCCUGGCGGUCGGUGCUUUACUGUUAAGGAUCUCCACACUUUACCGCGUCAACAGUCCUACCACUUCCGAUCCCCCCUUAAAAUUCUUCCCUCCCAUUGAAUUCCAUUUUCAUUUCAUGUUGUGAACUUACAACCGUGUCAAGACAAAACAAACAGGCAAAAGAAAAACUAAAUAAAAAAAAAACAAACAAAACGACAAAAAGGAAGAAAACAAAAGAAACAGAAACUAGAUGUUUUCUUUUAAUUAGUCCCUUAUCUGUGUUUUAUAUAAUACCUAUGCUUAGUAACAACGCUUGUUAGGAUGGGCGUGAAAACAGUAACAGUAAAAAAGAA
This is a messenger RNA of Wyeomyia smithii (pitcher-plant mosquito), 4127 nucleotides long. RefSeq names its product ras GTPase-activating protein-binding protein 2 (gene rin). Lineage: Eukaryota; Metazoa; Arthropoda; Insecta; Diptera; Culicidae. The transcript is spliced from 6 exons. Bases 494 to 2803 code for a protein of 769 amino acids. The record is from RefSeq and is a predicted model, not a curated record. Gene Ontology annotation, molecular function: mRNA binding. Gene Ontology annotation, cellular component: ribonucleoprotein complex; cytosol.